Molecule: messenger RNA, 2052 nt
Organism: Salvia hispanica
Lineage: Eukaryota; Viridiplantae; Streptophyta; Magnoliopsida; Lamiales; Lamiaceae
Source: RefSeq, a predicted model, not a curated record
AUGUUUCCCAACAUCAGCUCCCCUUUCCGCCUAAAGGGUGACCCCAAGAAUUGCGGUGAUCCAAGAUUUGAAUUAUCAUGUGAAAAUAAAGUGGCCUACUUCUCCCUCCAUUCUCACAAAUACUAUGUCCAAGAUAUCUACUACGACAGGUCCACCAUCAGGCUGGUUGAUGCUUCCAUAAACGAAGAUGACAUCUGCUCGUUUCCCACUUUUUCUAAAUAUGCCUAUCAGUUCACCUAUGCUCAUCCCAAUUAUCGUCUUUCUAACCUAUCCCCGAUCGAUUCCUUACCUAUAAACUUGAUAAGCUGCCCAAAUCCGUUGAAAAAUACAUCCCUUUAUACUGAUAUCACUAAUCAGUGUGCCUCUAAAUAUUCAUCCCAUCAUCACAGAUAUGCUUAUAUCAAGGUUGGCAAUAUGAUGGCCUCAGAGGUUCCAUACACCUGUGGAGUUGACCUCAUAGCGAUGAAAUCCACGAGUCCCUCUUGUUUGGAUUUGAACUCGGGAUAUGCCCCUGGCCGUGUGAGAGUAGUGAUUUAUUCAUCAUUAACUGGGCUACAGUUUCGAUCGAACUUCUUGUCGUCUUUGCAGUAUGACUCAGCUUCCACUUGCAGGUUUAUUGUGCGCAGUGGCUUCAUCACCUUGUUUGCAAGGAUUAUCAUAUUUCCUUUAGUGUGGUGGUUUUUAAUCUACAAAUUUCGAAGAAGGCGUUUGUCCGAAUAUAACACAAUAGAAUCCUUCCUCCAAAGUGAUAACAAACUAUCACCAAUCAGAUAUUCAUAUUCCAACAUAAAGAAAAUGACAAGGCGUUUUCGACAAAAACUAGGUGAAGGAGGCUAUGGUUGUGUUUACAAAGGAAAGCUUCAAAGUGGACAUGAUGUAGCAGUCAAGCUGCUGGGAAAAUCCGGAAGAAAUGGGCAAGACUUCAUGAAUGAAAUAACAACUAUUGGAAGGAUACACCAUGUCAAUGUGGUGCAACUAGUUGGCUAUUGUGCAGAAGGCUCUAAGCGUGCCCUCGUAUUUGAUUUCAUGCCCAAUGGUUCUCUUGAAAAGUACCUCUUCAAUCGAGAGGGAAUGAAUUCUUUAAACUGGGAUACAAAGUUUGACAUUGCCGUUGGAAUAGCCCGAGGAAUUGAGUAUUUGCAUCGAGGAUGCGACAUCCAGAUUCUUCAUUUUGACAUCAAACCUCAUAACGUACUCCUCGACCAUAACUUCAUUCCCAAAAUAUCUGAUUUUGGGCUAGCAAAGUCUUGUUCCGUAGAGAAGGAGGCUGUGACCUUAACGGCUGCUAGAGGAACUAUAGGGUAUGUUGCCCCCGAACUGAUCAAUAGAGGUAUUGGCGCAGUCUCUUCCAAGGCAGAUGUAUAUAGUUUCGGGAUGUUGUUGAUGGAAAUAGUGGGCUUAAACAAAGAGUUGAAGACAAACAAUGAUGAUUCAACAAAGUAUUUCCCAGAUUGGAUAUAUGACCACAUUAAACAAGGCAUAGAGAUUGAAAUUGAAAAGACGGGGGAAAGCUAUAGUAACGACGAUAAUAAGAGUGUUCGAAAGAUGACAAUAGUUGCGUUAUGGUGCAUACUGAUAAGCCCUGAUAAUCGUCCUUCAAUGAAUCAAGUGUUACAAAUGUUAGAAGCCGACGUCGAACGCCUGCAGAUUCCAGAGGUUCGAUCAUCACAAUCAACCCAAGUUGCAGGAAAUGGGGAAGAUGGCAGCUGGCUCACUGAUGCAACUGAUUCUGCAUCAUUGCUCCAUCAUGACAACGCCAGCAGCUUUGAGAUUACUAUCGCAUGAACCUCUUCUUCCCAAUCCUUCCUUCCUCCAUCCAUAUCUUCUGCGUGAGGUUUGUAAUAUCUGUUGCCUAUUUAUAAUAGUAUUGUAUUGCAAGAUGAAUUUUUAUAGGGGGCAAAAUGAUCCACAUCCAUUCUCAAAUAUAAAUGACAAAAUAUAAUGUUUGAACAAACAUGCGAGGCCAUCAAAAUUCAAGUGUAUGGUUUCUCAUGCAUUCUUCAUUUCUCAACUUCUCAUUAUUUAUUUAAGCCAAGGAGAGCUUUCCCUAUA